AUGAUGGACCAAUUGGACCAAGCGAUUAUCAGAUUGAAGAACAUGUGUUUCGUGAACCUGCUGGAAUGGACGGUAACUUUGAUGGAUUACGGCAUGGUUCAAUACAUUCGAUGUGUCCAGUGCAUGGCUCAACCCAUUCAAUCUGGCGUCCGGUUAGACAAGAUUCACGAGAAAGUCGAGCCAUUUUUCGAGAGCGGAUAUCGAUCCGACUGUCCCGUUCAUAGACCCCCACCAAGUGUGUGCUCAGUACAUUCGGCAAGUGUCCACACAGCAAUCCUGAAUGAAGAAGAUGUGGUUGUAGUACCAGCAGAACCACCUCCAGAACCAGAAGCACCGCAUGAACCACCUCAUGAAGCACCGCCUGAAGCACCACAGUACGAGGAACCGCUGAGACCUCCUACACCGGCACCAGAAUUAGUGCAACGUGUGAUAGAGCCGGAGCCACCUGAGCAAUCCCCACUUCAUGGAUCAAGGUGCGAUUUGGGAAGUACACACGGGGACGCGACUAAUUGCUGUGGUUUUAUAGGCGUUCAAGUCUUGGGAGGCGAUCCGCCUCAAGACACAGCCGCAGUCGCAGUCGCAGUCGCAGCCGUUCCCUUAGUAGAAGGCCAUCUCUGCGUGGCUCACAGUAUUCAGUUCGAACAGGCAGCAGACGCUCUUCUUCGUCGUACUCGACAGGAAUAU
Molecule: messenger RNA, 684 nt
Organism: Ostertagia ostertagi
Lineage: Eukaryota; Metazoa; Nematoda; Chromadorea; Rhabditida; Trichostrongylidae
Source: the annotation of a GenBank genome assembly